AUGAACAAUCGGCUUUCGGAAUCAACUACGGAGAUGCUUACUUGUAUUGCUUGUUUAGAUCCAAAAGACUCAUUUUCUCAAUUUGAUAUUGGUAAGAUACUCUACCUUGCUAAACUUUAUCCGGAGGAUUUUUCGUUAACUGAUCGUAUAGCACUUGAGAACCAUCUUCCGACUUACAUUCAAAAUGUACGAAAUGAAUUUUCUAUGAUUCAAGAUUUGGAAAGUCUUGCUAAGAAGAUGGUUGAAACUGGGAAACAUAGAGUUUUUAUAUUGGUAUAUCGGUUGAUUGAGUUAACAUUGGUUUUACCUGUUAUGACUGCUUCUGUUGAAAGAGUCUUUUCUGCGAUGAAAAUUAUCAAGACUGAUUUACGUAAUAAAAUAGGUGAUAAGUGGAUGAACAAUAGUUUGAUAGUAUACAUCGAGAAUGAGAUUUUUACCACAAUUGAAAAUGAACAAAUUUUACAACAUUUUUAA
This is a messenger RNA of Impatiens glandulifera, 474 nucleotides long. RefSeq lists its product as uncharacterized. Gene Ontology annotation, molecular function: protein dimerization activity. Lineage: Eukaryota; Viridiplantae; Streptophyta; Magnoliopsida; Ericales; Balsaminaceae. The record is from RefSeq and is a predicted model, not a curated record. The coding region runs from base 1 to 474 and encodes 157 amino acids. The transcript has a single exon.